This is a messenger RNA of Vigna angularis (adzuki bean), 1477 nucleotides long. Its product is annotated as transcription factor MYB106. The coding region runs from base 101 to 1294 and encodes 397 amino acids. The transcript has 3 exons. Lineage: Eukaryota; Viridiplantae; Streptophyta; Magnoliopsida; Fabales; Fabaceae. The record is from RefSeq and is a predicted model, not a curated record.
GCUUACUUUGCUUGUGGUCUUUUCUCUCUUUCUCUUGUUCUCUGCACCAAACCUUCCAAAACCGCUAACUCAAACGUUUCAGUAUUGGUCCACAGCACCAAUGGGUAGGUCACCAUGCUGUGAAAAAGUGGGCUUGAAGAAAGGCCCUUGGACUCCUGAGGAGGACAAAAAGCUCAUGGCUUACAUAGAAGAGUUCGGCCACGGAAGCUGGCGUGCCUUGCCUUCAAAAGCUGGCCUUCAAAGAUGUGGGAAGAGCUGCAGACUGAGGUGGACUAACUACCUUCGACCCGACAUUAAAAGAGGAAAGUUCAGCUUGCAGGAAGAGCAAACAAUCAUUCAACUCCAUGCCCUUCUUGGGAACAGAUGGUCAGCUAUAGCGGCUCAACUUCCGAAGAGAACCGACAAUGAGAUAAAGAACUACUGGAACACACACCUGAAGAAAAGGUUAACAAGAAUGGGGAUAGACCCCACCACCCACAAGCCCAAAACCGAUGCGCUUGGUGGCUCCGGUGGUUGCCAAUCCAAGGACGCAGCGAACCUCAGCCACAUGGCGCAGUGGGAGAGUGCUCGUCUCGAAGCGGAAGCAAGACUGGUGAGAGAGUCAAGGUUGCAAGUCCAGAGCAACCUGGGACCCGGCUCCAACACACAACCCGCGAGGCUGGUCCUCAACAAAAUUACUACGCAACAACCCUCUCUACCACCCUGCCUCGACAUCCUCAAAGCAUGGCAAAGCUCAUGGUCGAAGCCACAACCACCAACAAAAGAAAGUAACCCCAAAAUGAUGCAUAGCAUGUACGCCAUGAUGCUAUCCACCGAAGACACUCUAGAGUCACCAACCUCCACGUUGUGCUUUCCAGGAACGACACCAACCAUGCUUCCUGUAUCCAACAAUAACAACAUUGGAGUACUGUUCAACGAAAACAACGACAUGUUUCCUCUCCCAAGCACAAACAUGGAUGGUGGGUUGAUGAAAGAGAACACGGUGUUACAUUUGCAAGACGAUGAUAUUAUGGCGGCUGUGGAAGCAUUUAGAGCCACUACUACAAUGUACGACAGCAACAAUAAUGUUGUUCCUCCCACACUCCCCAACGGUGUUGUCCUCGAAGGACUCAACAAUGAUGAAGGGUUGGUUUAUGACUCCAACGAUAACUUGGGAGCGGAGGAAGAGAACAUGGCAAUGAUGAACGGGGAUGGAAGCCUCUGCAACGUGAACCUGGAAGAGAAUAACAAGCAUUACUGGAAUAACAUAUUUAAUUUGGUGAAUGAUCCCUUGUCUGGUCCCUCUGUCUUCUGAUCAUCUCAUCGAUACACGGUUGUGUGGUGUCGUAUGUUAAACUAGUUAGAUAGAGUAGCCGUUAGCUAUUGGACUUUAUUAGGUUAAAAUGCUACUAAUAGUAAUAAUGUCUCACAAAAUAAUCAUGUAAUCAUCAUAUUCUUGUCCAAAAUAGUAGAUUAAUUAGGUGUUAACCGUUGAGUU